UUGACGUCAGUCCGCUAACUUCUGUCUCUGUGGUCAUCCAACCGAAGCAUGGGAUGUUUUUGACUCUCCAUUUUAAGUCGCUCACGUUAAAAGAUGAUAAUGCCGUAACGAGUGUGAUGAUAUUUUUUUUCGACAUCUUCAAUUAUUUUUAUACGGAAAUACCAGCUUCAGCGGAACAGCGAACUCUCCUCUGUGUCUCUCGUCUGCCCGAGGAGGGUCCUGUGAACACUGCUAGCUAUGAUGUGACUAUGAAUAACCGCCGUCGAGGGAAGUUAUAAUUGACAUUAUCAUAGCUGAAUGGCUACAAAAGCAGCCUGUCUGCCCUCAUUUACCGCCUGCAUGCUGUUAUUUCGAUAGCCAUUUCAGCUCCGCGUCGGGAGGGACCGCUAUAUUUUCUUGGCGGAAAUAAACGAGGAGACCGCAUCGACACAGCACUGUAGUUCCCGUUUGAGAAGAUGUCUUUCUUCAAUUUUAGGAAGAUAUUCAAACUGGGCCCUGACAAGAAGAAGAAGCAGUAUGAACAUGUACAUAGAGACGUUAACCCAGAGGAAAUCUGGGACAUCAUUGGGGAACUGGGAGAUGGAGCGUUUGGGAAAGUAUUUAAGGCUCAGAACAAGCAGAAUGGGACCCUCGCUGCUGCCAAGGUUAUUGACACAAAGAGUGAAGAUGAAUUGGAGGACUACAUGGUGGAGAUCGACAUUCUGGCCUCCUGCAAUCACCAUCACAUCGUCAAACUGCUCGAUGCCUUUUAUUUCGAAGGCAAGCUUUGGAUCCUAAUAGAGUUCUGUGCAGGCGGUGCAGUGGAUGCCAUCAUGCUGGAACUGGAGAGACCCCUUACGGAGCCACAGAUUCGUGUAGUUUGUAGGCAGACCUUAGAGGCCUUGUGUUACCUCCACGAGAACAAGGUCAUCCACAGAGACUUGAAAGCUGGAAACAUUCUCCUUUCGUUGGAUGGAGAAGUCAAACUAGCUGACUUUGGGGUAUCUGCUAAAAAUACCAAGACAUUACAGAGAAGAGACUCUUUCAUCGGCACUCCGUAUUGGAUGGCCCCAGAGGUGGUGAUGUGCGAAACUUCCAAGGAUCGUCCAUAUGACUACAAGGCCGACAUCUGGUCCCUUGGGGUAACCCUGAUAGAGCUGGCACAGAUUGAGCCGCCCAACCACGAGAUGAAUCCCAUGAGGGUGCUGCUGAAAAUAGCCAAGUCCGAGCCGCCCACACUCAUGCAUCCUUCUCGCUGGUCACCAGAAUUCAACGACUUUCUACGGAAAGCACUUGACAAGAAUGUGGACAAUAGAUGGAGUUCAGUACAGCUUCUGCAGCAUCCUUUUGUCACCAGUGUCACAGAUAGCAGACCUCUAAGAGAGCUCAUCGCCGAGGCUAAAGCAGAAGUCACAGAGGAGAUUGAAGAUAGUAAAGAGGAGGAGGAAGAAGAUGAGCCUGAUACACCUCUAGCGGCUCCAGGGCACAAGAGAGCGCCAUCAGAUGUCAGCGUGGCCAGCUCAGAGGAUGACAAAGUCACACCGACUCCUGCCACUCUGGAAUCUGUAACUGAGAAGAUGGAGACAGUUCCUGCUGAGGAUCAGAUCAAUGAUAAGCUCUCUGGCGAAGGCCAAGGAACAAUUGAGGUUAACAAGACUGAUGAGGAGAAACUCAAUGAGGUGUCUAAUGCUGGCAGUGAAGAGCUGGUAUCUGGGCUAACAGAGCCUACAAAGGACUUGGUCUCACAAACUCCUACAGAGCCUGAAACAGAGGAUACUAAAAUUGAAGAGAUUCCCAAUGAGCCUGCUGUAUCACAGCCAGAAGAAAAUGGUGAAACAACACAAGUGUUUGUCCCAGAAAGUGAAGAAAAAGAGGGAGAACAGAAAGAAACACCAGAGGAGAAAACAGAGGAUGAAGCUUCUCAAGUUAUUGAAGAAAAACAAGAAGUGGAGGAAGGGGAACACGAGGGAGAAGAGACAGAAAAAGAAGCAGGUACAGAAGAAGUCAAAGAAUCUCAAGAGCAGCUUGAAGAUAAACAAGUGGAAUCUGAAUCUUUAUCGGGAGAAGUGGAACAGCCAGAAGAAGAAAGCAAAGACCCAGAAGAGGAGAUCCCUCCACAGAAAGAUGCAGAGGAUAGUAUAGAAGAUGCAGCUAAUGGCCCAGAUGUAAUGAAUGCAGACACACCGACUAUAGAAUCAGAAUUAAUAGACACAAACAUUAAUGGAGAAACAGACACAAAGCCCUCAGAUGAAGUUAUUAUAGAGAAGGAGGCCACAGAGGGUCAGCCAGAGGAGGAGAAACCAAAGGAUGAGGCUCCUAAAGACGAAGAGCAGCCUAAACAAGAGGAGGAGGCUAAACUAGAGGAACAGACACCAUCUGAGCUGACUAAUGGAGUUAGUAAUGAAGCCAAAGAAGUCCCAGAGGAUUCACAGCCAGUGGCUCCAUGUGAAGAUGUCCCUGUGAAGGAAGACGAGGAGAAAACUACUCCUGUAGAUGAAGUCACCUCCCAAGAUACUGUCUCUGUCCAGGAGAGUGAAACGGACUCAGAAUGCAAGAUGGAACCAGGAAGCCCCUUGGUGAUCAAGUCAGAUAUGGAGAAGGACUCUGACUCUGGGAGCAGCUCUGCAGCUGACAGCAGCAGCCUCGACCUCAAUCUGUCCAUCUCUAGCUUCCUGUCUAAGAGCAAAGAGGGCUCUGUGUCCAUGCAGGAGUCCAAACGUCAGAAAAAGACACUGAAGAAGACACGCAAGUUCAUGGUGGAUGGUGUAGAAGUUAGUGUGACGACAUCAAAGAUAGUGACAGAUAACGACACUAAGAGCGAAGAGAUGAGGUUCCUGAGGCGACAGGAGUUGAGAGAGCUGCGCCUCCUGCAGAAGGAGGAGCAGAGGGCCCAGCAACAACUGAGCAACAAGCUGCAGCAGCAGAGAGAGCAGAUCUACCGGCGCUUUGAACAGGAAACAACUGCUAAGAAGCGUCAGUAUGACCAAGAGGUGGAGAACCUUGAAAAAAAGCAGAAGCAGACCAUCGAGCGGCUAGAGCAGGACCACACCAGCCGGCUCCGAGACGAGGCCAAGCGUAUCAAAGCAGAUCAAGACAAGGAGCUCUCCAAGUUCCAAAACAUGUUGAAGAACAGGAAGAAAGAGGCCGAAAAGGAGGUCGGACAGUCACCCAAGUACAUGAGAAAACAGCUCAUGAAACGCAUAAAGGAGGACCUGUCGCUCCUUAAGACCACUGAGGCAGUGGCCCAGGUUAUGAUACAGUCUUUUCAGUUGUCCUCAUGUGCACUCUUCAACGCUCAGAUGCAGGAUGAGCAGGAGUUCCUCCAAAAGCAGCAGCAGGAGCUGGAUGGAGCACUGAAGAAAAUCAUCCAGCAGCAUAAACUGGAGAUCGCCACAAUAGAGAGAGACUGCCUUAACCACAAGCAGCAGCUGAUGAGAGCUCGAGAGGCAGCCAUGUGGGAGCUGGAGGAGCGCCACCUGCAGGAGAAGCACCAGCAGCUGAAGCAACAGCUGAAGGACCAGUACUUCCUGCAGAGGCACCAGCUGCUGAAGAGACAUGAGAAAGAGAUGGAGCAGAUGCAGCGCUACAACCAGCGCCUGAUCGAGGAAAUGAAAAACAAGCAGACUCAAGAGAGGGUCCGUCUACCCAAGAUUCAACGCAGUGAGGCCAAGACCCGCAUGGCCAUGUUCAAGAAGAGCCUCCGCAUCACCGCCACUGCAUCAGUCACACCUGAGAUGGAGAGAGAGAAGAUCAAACAGUUUGCAGUUCAGGAGGAGAAGAGGCAGAAGAACGAGAGGCUCCAUCAACACCAGAAACACGAGAACCAGAUGAGAGAUCUGCAGCUGCAGUGUGACUCAAACAUCAGAGAGCUGCAGCAGCUACAGAACGAGAAGUGCCACCUUCUGAUCGAACAUGAAACCCAGAAGCUGAAGGAGCUUGAUGAGGAGCACGGUCAAGAGAUUAAGGAGUGGAGAGAGAAGCUCAGACCCAGGAAGAAGGCACUAGAGGAAGAGUUCACCAGGAAGCUUCAGGAGCAGGAAGUCUUCUUCAAGAUGAGCGGCGAGUCUGAAUGCCUUAACCCCACCACCCAGAGCCGAGUGUCCAAAUUUUACCCCAUCCCAAACUUGCACAACUCUGGUUUAUAGCCUCGUGUCUGCAGAAACAGACUCGUAUUACACUUGUGCAGACUGUUCCUGGUGGAGCAACGUCACUCCUCUGACCGUUACAUGAAAAUAUCUUCACUGCUUUGACUCCACCGUUAGUGAGCAUGACGUGCCUACACACCGUUUCCUCUCACAACCGAUUAUUCUCAGCUAGACGAGAAAAACAUCAGGUGGAUAAUAUGCACUUUUCUGAGCAUGUUCAAAUUUAAAACUCUGCAGUCAGUAGCAAAGGCCAAUCAUGCUUACAGAGAACUGUUAGCACAGCCGGCUACAGUACAAACGAUCUCAGUGCCUCAUAUGUUCCUCGGUUUUCUGCAUUUAGACGCUUCCUCGUGUUUUCUCCACUUUGCAGUAAAUACAGAGCCCCCUGAAUGUCACGCACUUCAUUUAUCAAAGUCACAAGAUGUUGAGAGAUUAUUAGAAUUAUUUCACUUAAGCUGGUCACAGAUAAUCUUGUUUUGCUGCAUUUAAAGUAAAGCUGGAUGAAGGGAGAGAUCUAAAAAAAGAAAAGCUGUCAUGAUUACCAGUUAAGAUGAAUUGUACUGUGUUGUAAAUGAUGCGCUGAGUAAACUGUUACAUGUUUGCAACUACAUUAAUCUGAUACCUUGAAAUCUGACAACAGUUUAACAAAAUGUUUUAUUGGAAGAGCUGUAGACUCAAACACCUGCUCAGACUUCCAGGAGGAAAUACUGUUUUCUAUAUAAAUAUACAGAUAAUCAUUCUUGGAGCUAGCUUAACUGGUGGUUUCACAAACAAUGCUUUGUUGUGAAGUGCUGAAGGAAUGUAAAGCUGUUGAUUUUGCACUGUUUCGCCACAUGAGUUCAUUUAUAAAAAAAAAUAUGCAGUAGUGAACUGUCCAUGUGUUUUUGACAGCGAGUCUGGUUCGUGUCACACAGGCCGAUUCAAAGUCUAAACUGGCUGAGACCUUUCUACAUUUUUGGCUUAUUUUCGCCCUUUACCGUUUUACAACCACAUCUUAUUUUCUUAACAUGUAUUUCUGAUUUAUCAAUGCUGUACUUGUGUUAUUUUACUUGAGACCAUUGUUGUAUGAAAGGUAAAAUGCUGUAUCCUUUUUAAUUUCAACAUGAAAUGUUUUCGCUGUAUCUCAACAGAAGAGUAUUGACGGUUCACUUUAAAAGACUUUGUUAGUUCUUGCCACUGUGCAUCAUCAAUGCAUGUUAUUAUUUCUUUGCUGACAUUUCUGUCAUGAAUGCUGGAUUUUUAUUUAGGCAUAUCAGAGAUUGUGUCUCGCGAAUCACACCACAUGCCCCUUUGAUUUCAAAUAUGUAUCUUUUUUUUAAUUUUAUGUUGCAGCAUUUGGAUGUGUCAAUGAAGUUCUACAACAUUGAUCAUUCUUAGUAUACACAUUUUUGAUGUCAGAUCAAAUGUAUUUAAAGUGUCUUUAUAAAUGGACAUUUUUGUUGUUGUAAAUAAAAUAUUGACGGUUUAUUUGAAAUUGGAAACACCUGGAGAGAAAUCAUUUUAGAGAUCAAUGAAGUCACACAAAUAUCACGACUCACAAGUCCAAAAAUAGAUUUAUUUGUGUGUCUUUCAAAUCUAUUGAUCAAAUGUCAAUAAGUUGAAUCAUGUAAAACAACACCUGGGAACAUUUUAUAAUUUAAUCUUUCCAACAUUUAAAGGUAAAAAGAGAAUAUGUCCAUUUCAGUGCGCUCUUGUACAAAAAUA
This is a messenger RNA of Cheilinus undulatus (humphead wrasse), 5828 nucleotides long. It is a transcript of the gene slka, whose product is annotated as STE20-like kinase a. Gene Ontology annotation, biological process: protein phosphorylation. The record is from RefSeq and is a predicted model, not a curated record. The coding region runs from base 456 to 4124 and encodes 1222 amino acids. Gene Ontology annotation, molecular function: ATP binding; protein serine/threonine kinase activity. Lineage: Eukaryota; Metazoa; Chordata; Actinopteri; Labriformes; Labridae. The transcript has 20 exons.